This is a messenger RNA of Miscanthus lutarioriparius, 1689 nucleotides long. NCBI's taxonomy places the organism in Eukaryota, Viridiplantae, Streptophyta, Magnoliopsida, Poales, Poaceae. The record is from the annotation of a GenBank genome assembly.
AUGGGCGCCUGUGUAUCUUCAAGCAAAAAGCAGAGAUCGCAAAGAUUAUGUUGUAUUUACAGGCGCUACCGCGGCAAGGUUUUAACCAAUACGCCUAUAGUACGUGCUAGUAAUGUGGAGAACUUUGCUUCUUCCGGAGAAGCAGUCCAUUUAGGGACUGCUGCAGCUACUCGGCAGAGAUCUGAUGGCUCAAACGUUACAUUCCACCUCACACAAUUGCAGUGGCAUCACAGUGAGCUGGACACAGAGAAUGGAAAUGUUGUGUGCCAAGAAGAAGCGUGGUUCGACUCUGUCAGUAUUUUGGGAUCUGACUCAGACGAAGACUUCAGCAGUGUCAAUGGAGACCUCCCAGCUAUGUCAAAUUCAACAGGUACACAAUUGAUGCAGUGUGAAGAUGCUUCAUCCAUCGCUGAUGCCAUCCAGAAGUUUGAAAGGAUUUUUGAUGGUUCUAGUGUUGCUCAAGCUGUUGGACAGUACCUGAAAAGAGAUGCAAACAAACUAGAAGCAGAGAGGCCGAAAGUUGCAAGCCCAGAAGCUUGUGAUGUCUCUAGUGGAAAGGUUGAGGACGCAAAGACACGAAAUGAGGGUAUAAAAAUUCUGACAAAACUUAGAAGAGGCGAGGAUGCAUGUAAUACCUUGAAGUCUUUCAAAGAUGGAGAGAAGCCUCAUGAAAGCAUCUUCAAAAGUUUGACACCAGUAUGCACGCCUCGCCAUGCUAAUAAGGUCCAACCAUUGGCAGUAGCAAGUCCACGGGGCCACAAGAAGAAAUCAGCUGUUGUCAGGCUUUCUUUCAAGAGGCAAUCUUUCGAUGGAGAACAAACUACUGAAAUAUGUUCCUCGAGAAGGUACUUGAUCCACCCACGAGCUGGAUUAUUGGUUCCGCAAGCUGGUGAGAAAAUUUCUGAAGGUUGUUGGUCUGUGCUUGAGCCUUCGACAUUCAAGCUGCGAGGGGAAAGUUUUUUCAAGGACAAAAAGAAGUCUCCUGCCCCAUCUUGUUCUCCAUACACUCCAUUUGGUGUGGACAUAUUCAUGUCCCCGAGGAAAAUUCACCACGUUGCCCAGCAUAUUGAGCUUCCAUCUGUAAAGCCAAAUGAAAAAAUUCCUUCACUACUUAUCGUAAACAUUCAGAUGCCUACAUAUCCUGCUGCUAUGUUCCUUGGUGAUAGUGAUGGGGAAGGGAUUAAUCUAGUGCUAUAUUUCAAACUGAAUGAUAACUUUGAGAAAGAAAUUUCUCCCCAGUUUCAUGACAGCAUCAAGAGACUUGUAAACGACGAAAUAGAAAAGGUUAAGGGUUUCCCAUUGGACUCAACAGUCCCUUUCAGAGAAAGAUUGAAGAUAUUGGCAGGGUUAGUUAACCCAGAUGACAUGAAUCUGAGUUCUGCAGAGAGGAAGCUUGUUCAGGCUUACAAUGAAAAGCCAGUCCUCUCAAGGCCUCAGCACAACUUUUAUGUGGGAUCAAAUUACUUGGAGAUCGACCUUGAUGUACACCGCUUUAGCUUCAUCUCAAGGAAAGGGCUCGAAGCAUUCCGAGAACGAUUGAAACAUGGGGUGAUUGAUCUCGGCCUUACCAUACAGGCCCAGAAGCAGGAGGAACUUCCAGAGCAUGUCCUGUGCAGUGUAAGGCUAAACAAAGUUGAUUUUGUCGAUAACGGGCAAAUACCAACACUACUGCCAUGUGACGACGACUAA